Molecule: messenger RNA, 7765 nt
Organism: Artibeus jamaicensis (Jamaican fruit-eating bat)
Lineage: Eukaryota; Metazoa; Chordata; Mammalia; Chiroptera; Phyllostomidae
Gene: TDRD15
Product: tudor domain containing 15
Exons: 4
Coding region: 108-6392 (2094 amino acids)
Biological process (GO): spermatogenesis
Source: RefSeq, a predicted model, not a curated record
CCGCCAUCUUGGGCCCUGGCACCUUCUUGGAGCUUUGGGAGGAGCAGGCUGACCCACGCUGGGAACUCAAUGGAAAGUAGAUGCACCAGUGGUCUCAUCAACUGUGAAUGUUUCCUCGUGUUUCUCAGAACAUGAAUCCUUCAUCUCCAUUACCAACAUUUUUAGAUAUGGAUAUGACAAUAUCACAUAUAGAAAUUUGUCCAAAGGACAUUCUGGUGAGAUUUCAAGGCAGAAGUAACACUGAAAGUGAAUUUGACUACCACAUACUGCAAAGGGAAAUACAGCAUAUUCCAAAAGUAAAAAAAAAUGUGGACAUCAAUGAAUUUUGUUUGGUAGAAGAAAGAGCAUCUGGAGAAUGGCAGAGAGGAAGAGUUUUGGAAAAGAAAAAUGAACUCUACACAGUGCUCCUCAUAGAUCGUGGAGACGAACUCAGAGUCAGUAGUAUGCAGGUCGCCUCGGCGUGUGGCAAGUUAUUUGAACUACCACCACGGAUAGUAUUUGGUGUUUUUGCGAACAUACUACCAGUUGGAGAAAAGUGGUCUCCGAGGGCUUUGAAUUACUUCAAGUCACUAGUAGGCCUGCAGGUGAAAGGCUGUAUACAAGCUUUGUUUCCUCUUCAAAUGAUUCUUCUUGAAGUGCCAAAAAUUAUAUCCCAGGUUCUUGAAUUAAAAUUAGGAAGACUUAUUGAUGGGGAUUCGUUUUGUCUUAUUGUUGAAAUGUCAAAAGAACUUCCACAACAAAUGCCUGAGUUAUUACAACAUAAGAGCCCUGAAUCAUCACUAAGUAAUAAUGACACUUCACUUGAUAUCCAACACGUUCUGGAUAACUUGCAGCCAACUUUGUCAGUAGGUAGCAUCGAAAGUGUAAAGGUGUCAUCGGCACUGAGCCCACGUAAAUUUUACUGUCAGUUAAUUAAAUGGAUUCCAGAGUUGGAAGACUUGACCGUGUGCAUGAGUUUGCACUAUGACAUUCCCAGUCAGGAGAGCAGCCCCACGUGUGACAAUUUUGGGCUACUUUGUGUUGCCAGACGGAGAGAUGGGCGGUGGCACAGAGGCAUCCUUCAGCAGCUCCUGCCCAAUAAUCAAGUGAGGAUUCGGUUUAUGGAUUACGGCAGCAGCGAGACUAUUCCCUCGACUCAUGUAAAAAAACUGAAACAGGACUUUAUUUCAGUGCCAUUAUUUUCAUUUCCAUGUUCUCUGACAUAUUUGCAUAAUCCAGAUAUGGACUCAAGGAAACUUCAACUCAGGGUAUUUAAACAAGCUUUGUUAGGGCAAAUAGUAUAUGCACACAUCGAUUGGCUCAAUAAGGAUGAACAUGUGUAUUAUGUAACAUUACAAACUCAAGAGCCUGCAAUGAAUUCUAAGUGUCCGCUGAAAACUUUAGGCACACAAGUACUUUGUCCAGUGUCUGACUUAAAAAUCCCUAAUAUGUUGAGAGACACUUGUGCUUUUGAUGUAAACAGCUUUGCAGUUGAGAGUUUCAUUGGAAAUACUGAACGGUUGAUACACUCCUUAAAGAAAAACAAUACUUUGAAAGUAGAUUUUCCUAUUAAAAAUAUAGGAAUGGAGAUAGACACUGCCUACAUAGCUUCCGUGGCAUAUGUAUUAAACCCAUCAAAUUUCUGGGUACGCAUCAAUGAACAUCAGAAUGAAUUUCAAGAUGUAAUGAAAAACAUAAACAAAUUCUAUGAUAUACAUGAAAAUGAUGAACUAAUUCUAAGAAAUCCAGAGCCUGGCUUAUUUUGUUGUGCACGAUAUAGCAAGGACAGGUGUUUUUACAGAGCUGUUGUCACUGAAAUUAAUGGUUCUAAGAUCGAUGUUUAUUUUUUGGAUUAUGGAAAUACUGACUCCAUACCAUCUUUUGAUGCAAGAACUCUGCUUCCAGAGUUUUGUGAGUUGCCUGCCUUGGCCAUGUGCUGUUCACUUGCACAUAUAUUUCCUGUUGAAGAUAUUUGGGUGAAGGCAGCAACUGAUUAUUUUAAAAAAAUUAUCUUGAACAAAGAAAUUUUGCUUCAAGUUAUAGGAAAAAAAGAUGACAAGUACACUGUAAAUAUCCAGAGUAUUGAAGCCUCAGAAAAUAUGGAUGUUGUCUCUCUUAUGGUACAAGCUGGAUAUGCAGAAUAUUGGGAAGUAGAGCCAGAAUGUUAUCCACGACCUAUAUAUCAGUGUUCAAUGAUAAAUUUAAAAUCGAAAAACAAAGUUCAUAUUAAAAAGAUCUUAUCUGCCCUUCCUAAAGGAUGUAAACCUAAAAAAUCUUAUUCAAAUAAGCUAAAAGAAAGUAAUUUGUCUUUGUUAAAGUCGCCAGCUGUUAAUCUCUCAAAUUUCAAAAAUCCUUCCACCGUGUCUGUACAUCCUGAGUCACCAUGGCCUUAUAAAGAAUAUAUGUUUAAACCAGGAACAGCCCUUGAAGUUAAGUGUUCUUAUUCCCGUGGCCCAGGUGACUUUUCAUGCCAGCUUCAGUGUAAGUUAGAAGACCUAAAAUUACUGAUGGAACAGAUUCAGACUUACUACAGCAUUCAUCCCGACCCUUAUCAGAUUGGGCAGAUCGCGUGUGUUGCUAAGUAUUCCAAAGACAGGAAGUGGUACAGAGCUGCUGUUUUGACUCAAGUAUCAAAUAAAGAAGUCGAUGUGGUAUUGGUUGAUUAUGGUUAUCAGGAAAGAGUUUUAAUUAAAGAUCUUUGUGCGAUUAACCCACAUUUUCUUUUUUUAGAAGGCCAAGCCUUCAGGUGUAGACUUAACCAUUUGGUUGACCCCACUAGUUGUACCUUACUAAGCUGGACAGAGGAAGCAUACAGAGACUUUGGGAAUUUUAUUUCUCGGUCUAGAGGGUUAUUGACUUGUGUCAUCUGUGCCUUGAUUAUUUUACAUUCAAACCAUUUAUGUAAUUUGGUGGAUUUACAGUCUCCACUUACCAGUGCAAAAGAAUUUCUUAUUAAUCAUGGCUCUGCCCAGUAUAGUACGUUAUUAAAGCCAUUCCCAUCUUCAGUUAGUCUUUACAGUUACUGUUAUUCCUCCUUUAAUAUAAAAAUUGGAAGUGAGGAAGAAAUGUAUAUUUCCCAUAUAUAUAGUCCCAAAAAGUUUUACUGCCAACUUAGUAGAAAUAAUAAAGACCUAGAGAUGAUAGAAACAAAAAUCACCGAGAUCAGCCUCAACAAUUAUCCAAAAUAUUCUAGCAAAAAGAGAUUGUGCUUAUGUAAAUAUGCAGAGGAUGGUCUGUCUUACAGAGCUUUAGCAGUGCCGAAGUCAGGUUCAUUUUCUGACUUUCUAGUUUAUUUUGUGGACUUUGGAAAUAAGCAGUCAGCAGAAGGAAGUAUGUUGAGGGCUAUUUCCGAUCAGUUUCCAGAGUUGCUGUAUAUACCUGUGCAAGCUGUUAAGUGCUUUUUGUCAGACCUUAGAGAUGUAGACAUUCCAGCAGAAAUCAGUAGUUGGUUUGAAGAUAAUUUCUUGGGGAAACCAUUAAGGGCAGUGGUACUGUCCAGGGAGUCAGACGGCCAGCUUGGUGUAGAAUUGUUUGAUGGGUAUCAACAUAUAAAUCAGAAAAUUAAAAUGCUGCUUCAUGCAUAUGGAAAAAAACAUUGUGACCCAGGACACUGUAUGGAAAAGGGUCAUAAAAUAAAUGAGAACAAGAGACUUGCUGUUUCUUUGAAAGGCAAAAUAGAAAACUAUCACCAUGAUGUGAUGAAUAAACCUUGUCUAGUAACAUAUUCUGAAAGCAAAAUACAUCAGUUAAUGAAUUCCAAAAGUAUAUAUGCCAGGCUUUUGAAACCAUCAGUUUGUUAUAAAAUUGAACCUGGGUCUAAAAACAAAGUAAAGAAGUCUUUGAACAGUAGAGUUAAAAAUAAAGGUGUAAAAAUUGUCCCUGGAUCCGCACCUACUGAUAAAAAUACUGUGGGUGAGGCAUCAGCAAGGGCUGGAUCACAGUCUUGUAUCAGAGAAUUACACCAAGUAACUUCACAGAACCUGUGUAGUCUUGCAAGACCACAGAUGAAAGACCUUCCUCAACCCCAAAUUUACUUGAAUGCCAAAGUUAAAGGCUAUGUUUCUAAUAUCAGUAACCCAGCAAGUUUCCACAUUCAUCUUGCCGAGAAUGAAAAUUUAAUCAUCAGACUUGCAGAUGCUCUAAAUGAAAGAAGAGCAGAUAUAGCGAAUGAGAGAAAAUCAGUUCAACAUAGGGUGGGAGAUCUUGUCAUUGCAGAAUAUUCUGCUGACAGUGCCCUGUACAGAGCAGUAAUUAAGAAAAUUUUGCUAGGAAAUUUAUUUGAAGUGGAAUUUAUUGACUAUGGCAAUACCGAAGUAGUAAACAUAUCUAAAGUUUAUGAACUUAAGAGAGAAUUCUUAACUAUUCCUCAGCUAGGAAUCCAUUCUUUCCUUAGCGGAGUGAAGUGGAAUGAACCUGGUGACAUAUGGGACCGCAAAACUGUAGAUUACUUUGCUUCCACAGUAAGUGACAGAGCAGUUUCCUGUGAAUUUCUGAAGAAGCAUGAGCAGAAGUGGGAAGUAAAUAUAAUUUGUGAUGAAAAAAGUGUCAUUAAUGAACUACUGAAAUGGACAGCCUGCUCAAAAUUACAGAAAACAGCGUUGCAAAUGCCUCAGGUGGUUUCUAAGCAGGUAAGCCCUGGUAGUGAGAAUGAAAUAAAGGAAGGAAGACCCUGUGGAUCUGAAAGUCCUGGGCUCCUUCAGCCAUCUCACCAACAGCUGGUUACCAUCCCUUUUGAGCACUUAAGACCUGGACAACUCGAAGAGGCUGAAAUUCUUGAUGUUUCAGAAAGUGGGGAAUUUUACGUGAAGUUAUCUAAAAAUAAAAAGAAAUUAUCAGAUUUAACAGAAUCAAUUGCUGAAGAAAUAAAAAAACCCCUUUCAUCAAUGGAAAAUAUUGAAAAAGGCUUAGAAUGCUUGGCAAAAUCUGAAAACACUUUGAAGUGGUAUCGAUCAAAAGUAGAAGAAAUGCGUGUUGAGGAGAAAGUGCUUGUUUUCUUAGUGGAUUGUGGUCGAUAUGAAAUCGUGCCUUCAGGUAAUAUCAGGGUGCUCAGAAAUGAGAUCAGAAAUAUUCCAAGACAGGCUGUGCCUUGUAGAUGGAUUUGGUCUGAAAAUUUUAGGAACAUGCCAUUUGAGUCCACUGUGCAUUUAUUUGCUCAUUUGGAAAUAGACAUCCUCUUCCUGAAACAUGUAGACUCUGCCUGGGAAGUGGAAGUUUUGGUAGAUGGCCUGUUACUUUUGGAAUUUUUAAACUCCCAUACAGUUCAUGUUGAAGAAAACAAACUUAGAUCUUCAGAAAUUAUUUUUGACGUGACACCUAGGACUCCAGUGUUGCCACACACGAUGAGAUCCUUUACCAGGGCGCAGCUCGAGAACGGGAGGCGAUACUCUGGCAUUGCCACCGCUGUUGCUGAUCCGUCAGACUUCUGUGUUCAGCUGGAAGAGUUCUUUGACACAAUGAAGUCUGUUUUUACAUUGCUUUCUGAUCUGCCAGAAAACUUACCAGCAGUGUCUCCAGAGCACAUACUCUCUGGUUCUAGUUGUUUGUUCAGAUGUGAAUUAGAAGAUCAAUGGAAUAGAGUAGAAAUUUCUCAAGUUUCUGAUCAGUCUUUACUUAUCGUGCUGGUUGACUAUGGAUUUUCCGUUUACAUACCUUAUUCAGAUGUAAACAAUCUUAAAGUUGUUCCCGAGGAACUUCUGAAUUUGCCAAGGCUGAGUUAUCCUUGUGUCUUACAUGGGAUCUUACCUGCUAAAGGGAAACAUUGGGAUAAGGAAGCCAAAAAUUGCUUCCUAGAUUUCCUGAGUAAACCAGGCUUAGUUUUUCAGUUUAGGGAAUAUAGUUUUGAAACAAAACUGAAAGUAGAUGUCAUUUGUGACAAAAACAAUCUGGCCGAUAUCUUAGUUGCAUCUGGUCUUGCAAUGUAUUCUGAAGAUUCAGAUCAUCUUGACAUCACUUCUACUGGAUCUACUAAAAUGCAAUACGAAUUACAGAGGAAGCCUAUUUGCCCAUUGUUAGGUCACAGUUGUUACAAAAGAGAAAGUAUCAAUCAUUCACGCACCAAGAAACAGAAGCCCAGAAAGCAGAAAACUGUAAAUAGGAAAGAUGUCUGUAAGAACCUCUUAAGGAAAAGCCAAAAACAUAAUCCCCAAAGCGCCUUUACGUUUGAUGAGCGAGCUGCAGCUUCAUUCUGGGAACGACCUAGUGGUUUGAAGAACAACACCAAUUGCAUUGAAAACCUAUUUGAAAAGCUACCAGUUGAAGAAAUACAGAAAAAUAACACAAUGGACCUGAAUACAGCCAUAAAGGCACUGCAUGCUAGUGAAAAAACAGCAGGAGAACAGUUAAAAGGUCUUCGGAUCAAGAGGAACUCAACUGAGAAUCCAAUGCCGGGGAGCCUAAUCUGCCCUUGGACCUGAUUUAAAGGAUGAAGUGUGAACUGUGCCGAUGGCAUAAUGGACUGAGACUCUGGGGGUUCUGGGGAGGGGGCAGUGUAUUUCUCAUGUGGGAAUGAUGUGAGUUGUUGUGGCCACAGGGGAGACUAUGCUACACUGUAUUCUCCAAAGAUGGCCACUGUAAUAUUUCUCACCUCACAGGCUUUCAUCUAGUGCGACCUUACCAUGCCCCAUCAAGAGGUCUGAUGGGUCUGGGCUGGCAUGUGGCUCUCCUGAUCAAAGCAGAGGGUCAAAGUGAUGCCAUGUGACCUUAUGAGGCUGGGUCACAAACAGUGAUGGCAGCUUUCACCUCUCUCCCACCUGGUGCCCUGGCCCAUCACGCAGGGAAUUCAGCUGCCACACCCAGGCUGGGAGGAAGCCCCAGCCACACAGGUAGACCAGGUAUAAGGACCCAGCUGGACAGCUGCCUGCUGUUCUGGACCCCAGCUGUCUGAGGUGCCCUUGCUGAGGCCGUGAGCAUCAAGCAGAGAGGAGCCAACUUCAUCCUGCCAUUCAUGUCCACAUUCCUAAGCUAUAGGAUCCAGGAACCUGAUAAAAUAGUUGUAUUUUAUACCCUAAGCUUUGGGGUAGUAACUGGAACAACCACAUUAUAAGACUCGUUAGACCUUUUAGUGUUAAAGUGGCUUCAUAAUGAGUAAAGUAGGAGUUUAAAUGAAAAAGUUGAUGAUACACAUUUUAGCUGUCUAGUGUCUUGCUUAUUUAUUCAUUUAUUUGGUUUUAGGGUACGAAGUUAUAUGGCUAUUUGUGACUUCUAGAUCGUUGAUGUGUGACUGCACAUUAGUUUGUACUGGUUUAUUUGUAAACUUUACAUUUAAUUGGUAUUUUGUUCUCCUACUUGAUGGAAAACUCAAUAAAUAUAAUAAUCCUUUUAGUUUGCCUCUAUAUUUUCCACAUAACUGAUAUGAGGUAAAUGCAUAUUGAUUGACAGCAUUAAAUUUUAUCUUUUCAGAGGACAUAUGUCAGAAGCUUUAAAAAUAAUGUGAAAUGUUAUAGAUGCUUUAAGAAAUGGGGAAUUGUAUAUCAAUAUUAACUCCUACUAAUAAGGGUUAUAGUCUAUCUUCCAAGGAACUCCAUUCCUGGUAAACUGUACAUCUAUUUGAAUAGUUUUACGUGGUAAAGAUUGGAGAUAAAAAGAACAAAUGUUUCUAGCAGUCAAGAAAAUGUUUGUAUAAUUUCUUGGAGGGUUUUACUGACACCUAGUGGCAGUCAGUCCCGUAUGGUUUCAAUUCCUGUUAGCUUUGCUCUACUCAUCCAUCCAUGGCUGUCUUCUCUUGAUUUUUGACUUUUUUUUUUUAAGGAAAAAAGAUAUUUCAGGUGUCUAAAGUGAGACUAGCAAU